UAUCUUAUCUCAUAACCCAAAGACCGACGAGCUGUAUGGUAUAGUAGUACAUAUCUAGGUACAACCGAGCAGGUUCAAAAGAAUGAUUCCCAAAGAAGCGAUAGUACUGAGUUUAGUUCUGGUGGGCCUGUCGCCGGUUCUAAGUCAAACCAAUGGGGUCAGGCAGAACCUCAUCCAGUGUUACAACAGUUCAUACCUACCGGAAAUACAGAUAGCGGAUGGCAGACCACCCGCCACUUUAAACAUUUUGAUAGAAUUUAUAAGACGACUGGAAGACAACAACCCAACAAUAACUUCCAGGGAAUUGUCAGCACUCAUAUUACACAGACUUCGUCAAGAUGGCAUAAUGGGUACAAGAAGUACAGGAGUAACUGACCUUAGAUUUGGAGUACCCUUCAGUACGAAGCGAUUGGAGGCGUAUAAAUCCACUUUGAUUCUACAGAGAUUCCUGACGAACAUCACCGUUGAUUUGAACUUCGGCGACCUCGAACCUGCUGAAGUUUGUUCCCUACAUUUCCUCAUAUCCAGCACAGUAGAAAACAGAGUAAGAAGUGACGAAACUACCACAUGUUCAAGGUCAUCCCGGUACACGUCCAGAAUAUUUAGAAGAAAAAGAGAAGGAGAGGAACCUCCAGUUACCGAGGAACCUGUAAUCCCUGAUCUUCCCGAAGUUGAUGGUAACUCUGGAGAUGGUAAUGUUGAGGUGGUGGAAGGAGUGGAAGGAUUUGGCGUACGAUCCAUUUUAGGAAGCACUAGCGACGUUAGCCAGUGUCCUAUCGAACUAGGAGUUGUAUACACCAACCACGGUACGAUCAAGGCUGGUCAAGUCCUUGUUGGGAUAGCAACAGGUUUCAACGCUGAAACUGUUUCUGGGAGCGAUAACAGAUACGCCAGUACGAUUGCAGGAGAAAUAGCGGAAGCCGCCUUGGCACAAGCCACUACAACCAUAGUCAUAGGAGCUAGCGGUGGAUGGAACAGCACCUUAAACCCCAGGUAUUUCUUCCUACAAAGAAACACCCAGCUCCAAACCACUGACGCAGAAAUAAGAGGAUCUUUGGACGGUUUAUACAUGGCUUUAAGAUUGGACUCGUGGAGGUCGCAGUUUUCCGAUAUCAAAGUGUCUCAAAUUUUGGAUUUGUACUAUGCUUCUUACCAAAGGGGAGUAUUCGAUGAGUCCUUUAGAUCUUGCAACAGAAGUCUCCUUUAUACGGAACUGGUGGACCCGGAAACGCUUCGAGCUCAGAUACAGGCUUUCAUGGGUCCUUUGGAUGACGCUUCGCAAUACGGACAAACCGUUUCUUCAGCUGCUUAUGAAGAACUCACAACCGCCGCUUUGAGCAGCUUUAACAGCUACUUCACACAAAUGAACACCAACGAUUUAGCUUGUACUCCGGAUAAUUCAAAUAUUGAAAGGGUUGCAACCGAUUUAUUGAUUUUCCUCGACACCAGUUGGAAUUACAACACCGUACAAUCAAUUUUAUCGUACGUAUUGGAUAAUAUCGACGUAAACAGAUUUGGAAGCAGAUACACUAUUUUCAACGGACAAGAUGGGACAAAUGUUACAUCGAACAACACUAACAAUAUACUAGAUUUCUACAAGCAAUACAAUCAAACAGUUCAUACUAGAUUAUCCAAUGGUUUCUCCUACACAAGAGUUAUCGAGAUAAUAGAAACCAUUGGUAGGGCAAAAUUGGACAACAACACCUACGACGGUGCGGAGUCAACCAUAGCACUUUUGAUCCCAAGGACUACACCCACUGCCUCUGACAACACAUUCUUGACUCAAAGAAGAGAAAUUUUCAGGCAGUCCAUACCAGAUGUAACGUUUUUGGUACUUGGAACUGGCACUCAGAACGACUACAGCUCGAUUGUCAAUACUCCCAGUAGAGAAGUACUCAUUUUAACUGAAAGCACUAACGAGGAAACGCUUAAACAAUUCGGUCAGAACCUUGUGGAAAGGAUCCAGAAUGUACCAAGAUCCAUCAUAAAUCCAUCCUGUGGUUCUGCAUUCACUGGUUCCUCCAACACCUUCAGCGUGACAGACUUCGUGGAACCAAGAGGUGUUAACUACUACCGUAUUUCUCCAAACUACUUCUUCACUGGGGACGGUACAAGGAACUUGAGGAUAACCGAAAACAGUUACGGCAGCAUCGACGUUUGCAUCUCCAGAGAGCAAAUUAGACCCAACAACCAAACUGGGGACUGUGAAACGCUAAGGUCACAAGUCAGGACGAUUGACAUUUCCGGCUACUGUGGGGAGACUGUUACUGGGUGUUCGCCGAUCUUCAUUUCAGUAUUUGGAAAUACCACCCAAACCAGAUGUACAGAUAAUUUGUGCCGUUUUCCAGACAACGUCAAGUACACGAUAACCUUAGAAAAUGUCGGUUGUGCCAGUAGUGCUUUCCGCAUAUUAUCCAACUUUUUAGUUGUUGCGUUGUUAUUUUCAUUAUUGCGUUUUUAAAUACAAUAUGUCGCCCUAAUUUAUUUUUAAUGGACUAAAUAAUUAUUAACAGCAGCAGCUGCGUAAAAUGCCAUUUUUUAUAAAUAGUUUUAAGAAAUACUAUUUGUAAAGGCUAGUAAUGUGCCAAAAAAAA
Messenger RNA from Anoplophora glabripennis (Asian longhorned beetle), 2594 nucleotides. RefSeq lists its product as uncharacterized. The transcript has 12 exons. The coding region runs from base 83 to 2461 and encodes 792 amino acids. NCBI's taxonomy places the organism in Eukaryota, Metazoa, Arthropoda, Insecta, Coleoptera, Cerambycidae. The record is from RefSeq and is a predicted model, not a curated record.